Vombatus ursinus (common wombat) is the source of this 3501-nucleotide messenger RNA. It is a transcript of the gene RPS6KL1, whose product is annotated as ribosomal protein S6 kinase like 1. Bases 127 to 2013 code for a protein of 628 amino acids. The record is from RefSeq and is a predicted model, not a curated record. NCBI's taxonomy places the organism in Eukaryota, Metazoa, Chordata, Mammalia, Diprotodontia, Vombatidae. The transcript is spliced from 11 exons. Gene Ontology annotation, molecular function: ATP binding; protein kinase activity. Gene Ontology annotation, biological process: protein phosphorylation.
UUCAGGGUCAGGCUGCUUAGAGGGGAAGCAGUAGCAGAGAUGACUUCAGCCUGCACGAGCAAAGCUAAGCUUACGAUUUGAACAGGCUGCAAUGGAGGUUAGGAGCACUCUACAUGUGAUGGCGCCAUGAGUCAAGUGUCCCUGAAACCCACCUCGAGCCUGGAAACUGAGUCUCGCUCGCGAGCACUCUCCCAGGCGCAAGUAUAUCUGGAGCAGAUUGGGAACCACACGUCCCCCGAGAGCCCUGAUGUUCACGGGACAGGCAAGCGUGAUUACCUGGUGGAUGCGGCCAAGCAGAUCCGCCUGGCGCUUGAGCGGGACGUGAGCGAGGACUAUGAGGCAGCUUUCAACCACUAUAAAAAUGGGGUCGAUGUGCUACUCAAUGGAGUGCAAGUUGAUCCCAACAAAGAGCGGCAUGAGGCGGUGAAGAGGAAAAUCACCAAGUACCUGAGGCGGGCAGAAGAGAUCUUCAACUGCCAUCUGCAGAAGACACUGGGGAACGGGACCAGCCCUGGCACGGGCUUCAGCAGUCUGAGGCUGCGGCCCAUCCGUACCCUGAGCUCGGCAGUGGAGAACCUGAGGUGCUGUAAGGUAGUGGGGGUCAUUGAAAAGGUUCAGCUGGUCCAGGACCCUGCCACUGGGGGGACCUUUGUAGUGAAGAGCCUUCCCAAAUGCCACGUAGAGACUUGGAACCGUCCAACCAUCAUCCCCAAUGGCGUCCCCUACAUGGCCAAGCUUCUUCGCUACUCCAUGAGUGAGGACUCCAUCUUCUUGCACUUGGAGCACGUGCAGGGAGGAACCCUCUGGUCUCAUCUCCUCUCUCAGCCUAGACCCCAGGGGCUAGAGGCGUCCAGCAACUCAACCCAGCCAAAGCCCAGCUCUAUCCAGGGUGAUCAUCGAGAGAAGGGGAAAGCUGGCCCUGGUGCCCCUGAUACUGGUCUCAGUCUCCUGACUCCGGUUCCGUUUCCCCAGAAUCACACCCAACAGCUCAGCGUGGCAACUGAGGCAGCACUCCAGCCCUCUGACAUUUCAUCAGGGCCUCAAGGCAGAGUUCCUGACCAUCAGAAAGGGUUAAAGGAUUUGAAAGAGCCUGACCUGAACCCUGGAAGCAAGGUAUUCAGUCCAGCCAGGGAAAUCCAGGUGUUCAGGUCCCACGGAGUAUCAUCCUGUGAAGAUGCUUUUGGAAGACACAAAUUCAGGACAGAUCUUCGUUCCUCUGGACAGGACACUCUGGCCUCACCUUCUGGCCUAGUUCCAAAGGCCCUAAGAAGGGACAAGGCAAUGGCCAGCAGCCCGGGUCGGGGCAGAGGUCAGUCCCAUCAUCAAGCCAGGCGGAGUACUAGGUGGAGUACCAACAGGGGGCCCCUGGGAGGUCUCCCCUGGAUCCGGGAGGGGGCAGGCCGGGUACUAGAGGGCUAUGGUCAUGGGACUGACCAGUGCAAAGAGCUCCCAGGUCAGGACUGUCCACAUGCUAACUGGGCCUGUCCAGGCCACAGGGGCAGAGCCUGGUGUGUGAAGGAAGAACACGUCAAGCAAUGGGCAGCGGAGACCCUGGUGGCCCUUGAGGGUCUACAUCAACAGGGUGUGCUAUGCCGGGACCUCAACCCCAGGAACUUGCUGCUGGAUACCACUGGUCACAUCCGUCUCACCUACUUUGGCCAGUGGACUGAAGUGGAGCCCCGGUACUGCAGUGAAGCUAUGGAAAACCUGUACAGUGCCCCAGAGGUGGGCGGGAUUUCUGAGCUGACAGAAGCUUGUGAUUGGUGGAGUUUUGGAUCUCUGCUGUAUGAACUUCUAACUGGAAUGUCGCUGUCCCAGAACCACCCCUCAGGAAUCCAUGUGCACACCAGGCUCCAUCUGCCUGAGUGGCUCAGUCGACCAGCUACAUCCCUGCUCACUGAGCUGUUACAGUUCGAUCCCUGCCGGCGCCUUGGUGCUGGAGGAGGCGGCGUCAACAAGCUCAAAUCCCACCCGUUUUUCAGCACCAUCCAGUGGAACAAAUUGGUGGGAUAGGGUCAAUGGCACGGAGGCGGACAGCCUCCUGGGAAGACCCAGGUUGGCUUUCUGGGCUAGCAGAGUCCACAGGAGAACUCGAGUCCAAUGGGUCCAAGGCGCUGGCCUGAAACCCUGGGAUUCCUCCUGCCACCAAGUAGUCAACGAUUUUGGUGGAGGAGAUGAAUCCUGAAUCCUGCAUCCUGGAGGAGCACAGGCUCAGGUCUCUCUUCCAUGCCUUUGACUCCCCCUCCGCUGUGAGUUUGUUUCACUCAAGGCCAUGGCUACUCAUUUCCCAUUUCUCACUCCUACCCCAAAAUGAACCCAGGCAUGAUAAGAGAGACCCACAGGGAACCUUGAAGUUGGAAAAUACUGAAACUAAUCUAACCUCUGCCACUUAGUGGGUGUGACAUUGGGCAACUCACCACACUUCUCGAGCCUCAGUUUCCUCAUCUGUAAAACAGUAAUAAUUGCCUUGCCUACCUCAUAGGGUUAUCAUGAGGCUCAAAGGAGAUUUGUGGGAAAGUGUUUUGUAACUGCACAUCAUUAUAUAAACAUAAGCGAUUAUGACAGUACACAAGGUGAUUGUAUUUCCAAUUAGCCAAAGCAGAGGGGGGGCAGUGAGGACUUGAGUGUUCGAAGGGUUCCUCAAGUCAAAAUUUCCCUGCUCAAAUCUCACAGACCUAGAGGGUGCCUUUCUCUGAAGUUACUUAGCUUUGUGCUCUGGAGUGCAGAGUUGUUGAUAAACUGUUAAAAUAGUGCAGAACUAGUAAUAGACCAGGUUGCCAUCUUCAGCUGAGAUGUCGUAGUUCACCAAAUGACCUACCAUAUUUCACAGGUGUAAUGGGAACCUUAGGAGUGAGACCAUCCCAGCCGAGGAAUUUCUUGGAAAGCCCCGCUGAGGUACUUAUCCACUGGCACAGGUUGUUAGAAGACAGGACCAGUGUUUUCCCAAAGUAGGCAGUGAUAGUAGACUAGAAAAAUGAGUCUAUGAGGGGCUUGGUGGGGAAAAGACAAAAAACAAAAAACCGACAAACCCUGGAAUGAUGCUUUUCCUUCCACUCCAGGCUCCCAAUGCUGGCCUCCAUGGUCCUAGUUCAGGCUUUGCAAUCUUGAAACAAGUAGGAGAGCGGAUGAGAAAAGAGAUCAGGAGGAAGGGUUGUGGGGUGGAUACACCAGAAGGCCCUGCGCUACUGUGAAAAUGUGACACAAAUGGUGCUGAGAGCCCUGGCCAGUAGCCUCCCUUACUUAAUUCUCUCCCUCCCCUGGCACUGGGUCUCCACCCACCCAAGGCAGAGGAAAAGGAAGGGAGGGGAAAACGAAGCGCUCCCUGGCAAAGUGUGCUCUGCAACUGUGGGAUUUGUUUCUUUGAGGGGACACAAGUUUGGUUUCCUGAUUCCUACCAGUAUCCCAAAUGACAGGCAGUACCCAGUACCCAGAGCAGAUAGCCUAGUUUGGGGGGCAGGGGGGUAGUUGAUGGACUUGGGUUCAAAUCUUGGCUCUAAGCAA